AAACAUGAAACAACAUAAACCUGAUCGUGAGUGAAACGCAAGCUCCUUGUGAAACGAGAAGGGAGCUUGUGUAAUUUAGUGAUUUAGUAUCCAAGACAAUCCAAGCACAUGCUUCACUUCGUUCUCGUUUCUGUCAGUUCCUUUGGUUGCCUCGGUUCCUUCAUACUUCGGCGGCGUGCUACCGUCUUGUCAGCGAGGGGCGUCAUGUACCAGCAGGAGAGGCACCGGGGAAGAGGGAGAGGAGGCAGGGGCAGGGGCAGAGGCCGGGGUUCGGGAUGGAGGGGGGCAGGGCAAAGUGACCAGGGUCGGGGGCCUCCGCGCGGCCCUGGUAGAAGCUACCCCGCUGGUCUCAGGGGAAAGGAGAUCGGCCUCUUCUUUGCACGAAAGAACAGUGCUCAGAACAAGUGGGCUCAGAAGAACCAAAGGGUUGCCCUGUCUAUCGAUCCCGAGAGCCAGCAGGAGUUGAGGCACAUCAUCCGGGGCAUCCGCAGCGAGGAGGGCGAGGGCCACGAGCGGAUCGACGCCAUCAACAGCGUGGCACUGGACUAUCUGGAAGGCCACGGGUCCGGCAGCAGUUCGGCAUGGGGCAGUCCGGGGCACGUCACCGGCGCGGGGCUGACUCGUAAUCCGACUCUGGACGAGAGGUUCCGUAAGGACCUGGAGGUCAAAGCCGGGUCGGCCGACUUCAAGAAGAUGCUGGAGUUUCGGAAGUUGCUGCCGGCCUACAAGAUGAAGCAGCAAAUAGUGGACUUGAUUGAAAGCAACCAGGUGGUGGUGAUCAGCGGAGAGACGGGCUCCGGGAAGACGACCCAGAUUCCACAGUUCAUACUGGACACCUACAUCAACGAGGGGAGAGGGUCCACAUGUCGUGUCAUCUGCACCCAACCCAGACGAAUCAGCGCCAUAACGGUGGCAGAGAGAGUGGCAGCCGAGAGAGGGGAGCGGUGCGGCGACGCGUCUGCGGGAUAUCAGAUCAGGCUGGAAUGCAGAUUGCCCCGAGACCGAGGCUCCAUCCUCUUCUGCACGACGGGAAUCCUUCUGCAGCAGUUGCAGAGUGAUCCCUACAUUGCGAGUGCAUCGCAUGUGAUCCUGGACGAGGUGCAUGAGCGGGACCUGCAGACGGACUUCCUGGCCAUUGUUUUAAAGGACCUGCUCACGGUGCGUCCUGACCUCCGGGUGGUCCUCAUGAGCGCCACCAUCAACGCCGACCUCUUCUCCCGCUACUUCGGUAACUGCCCCAUGCUGGAGAUUCCGGGCAUCGCUUAUCCGGUGGAAGUGCACUACCUGGAAGAUGUCCUUGAAUUCACCAGGUACCGAGGCAACAGCGGUUUUGAGGGCAGGAGUCAAGUGCGUCGGAGAGACCAGGGGAGGUUUCAAGAUGCCAUGAACGAACAGAUGCCGUUUCUGCGCAGUUUGGAAGGAAGGUAUUCGGACAGCACCCUAAACACUUUGGCGGAGUGGAACGAAGAGCGCAUCGACCUGGACCUGGUUCACGAGCUGGUCCGGCACAUCUGCUCCACAAAGGGGGAAGGAGCGAUCCUCAUCUUCCUGCCUGGUUGGGAGCAGAUCAGUGAUCUCAACAAGUUCCUGACCAAUGAUCCACAUUUGAGAGGCUCGUCCCUGGUGAUUCCCUUGCACUCAAUGAUGCCCACGGUGAACCAACGACGGGUCUUUGAUAGGCCGCCCCAGGGUAUUCGCAAGAUAGUGCUGGCCACCAACAUAGCAGAAACGAGCAUCACCAUCAAUGACGUUGUGUACGUGAUUGAUUGCGGCAAGAUCAAGAUGUCCAACUUCGAUGUGGGACGGAAUCUGGCCACCCUCGAUGCCGAAUGGGUGGCCGUGGCCAACGCCCAACAGCGCAAGGGUAGGGCCGGGAGGGUGCAACCCGGGGUCUGCUACCGCCUCUACACCUCGUGGAGGGAGUCUCAGCUGGAGGCGUACCAGCUGCCCGAGAUGCUCCGCACCAGGCUGGAGAGCCUCGUCCUCAAGAUCAAGAUCCUCAAAUUGGGAAAGGCCGAGACUUUUCUUCAAAAAGCUAUCAACCCGCCCUCCCCUGAAGCGUUGUUUCUUUCCAUUCAGUUUCUGCAAACACUGAAGGCGCUGGACGAGGGGGAGGGCCUGACCCCGUUGGGGUACCACCUGGCCAAGCUGCCCCUGGAGCCGCAGACAGGCAAGAUGAUCAUCAUGGCGUCCAUAUUUUCCUGCCUGGACCCCAUCCUCACGGUGGCCGCCAGCCUCAGCUUCAAGGACGCCUUCGUGGUGCCUCUGGGAAAAGAGAAGCUGGUGGAUGAAGUCAAGGGGCGCUUUGCCGGGGACACCAAGAGCGACCACAUGAUGCUCAUUCGUGUUUUUGAGCAAUGGGAGGAAGCGGUUCAUCACCGCAAUGAUGACAGCUUCUGCUUUGAGAACUUCCUUUCCAAGAACACACUGAAGAUGCUGUCCAAGAUGCGGCAGCAGUUUGCCCAGUACCUGCAAGAGCUCAACUUCAUCAGCACCCAAAAUGUGAAAGACAGGGCCCUGAAUCAGAACUCUGACAACUUGAGGGUCCUCCAGGCGGUCAUCUGUGCCGGCCUCUACCCCAACGUUGCCAAGGGGAUGUUCGGGAAGCACCUCAGGCUGAAACGGUACUCGACCAAGACAGACCGGAGGGUGGAGCUGCACCCCAAGUCGGUCAAUGCCAACAUCAAAGUGUUCGACACCCAGUGGUUCGUCUACUACACCAAAAUACGCUCUUCCAAGGUCUAUCUGCACGACGUCACACCCGUGUACCCCAUCCCCUUGAUACUUUUUGGAGGCUCCUUCAAGCGCAGGGAACACGUCAUCACCCUGGAUGGCUGGAUAACCAUUGACUGCGACGACGAACUCUCGGGCCUUGUGGAGAGCGUGCGGGAGGAGUUCGAUCGCAUCCUGGAGAAGAAGAUCUGCACCCCCGGAGUGAAGGCCGGCUGCAUCUCGGGGAAGCAGCACGAGCUCCUGGACACCAUCAUCCGCAUUCUGUCCGUCGAAACCACCUUCAUCCCGGAGAUGCCCGAAGAGGCGCUGGACGGAGCGAACCAGGACUUGGACGACGAAUGGAUGUAGGGACCAGGGGACGGCCGUACAUGUACCCGCAAAGAACAGCAGCAGGCGGCGGCCCGGGCGGUCGCGAUCGGACUCGCUUGUAGCCGUUGUAGUCUCCGACAGGAUGAAACCGGCGGGGUCCUUUGCACGUCCCGUCUCCAGUGCGAGCUUCCUGCCCUCAACGAUGCUUUGGCGUCUCGUUAGCAUCGAGUGCAUGUGCUGGAGGCCAGGCAUUUAAAACGGACACCCUGCUUUUCUCGUCCUGUCAGUGACUAUAGUUCAAAUUCGAUGUAUGUGUAUAUAGAUGGAGAUCCACAAUGGACCAUUUUAUAUCGAACGUUUGGAGGAUAUAAAAUCCUCGAUUGAGUGCGCAUGAGAUUUGCUUUCUUUUGAAUCGGUGCGUGUGAGCAUUCACAAGUUUGACCUAAAUGCGUGGAUUGUAGAUACCAUAUAUUUGCUUAUUGGGCAACUGCGGUGAUGACGCCAGCCAAGUGUAGGGCAUUGAACUGCAAUGCUGUGCCGUUAGUGUGACACUUCCAAAACCACUGUAGGUCUGUUGUUUGGUGGUGAUGCAAAGUGCAUGCAACUAUAUACUGCCAUUGAUGUCUGGCAUCAGCACUAAGAUGUUUCAGUGUGGCUCGAUCGACACAUUUACACUGGGUCUCUGAAAACUUGGUUGUGAAAUUCCUGGUGGGCAUGUACAUGUUCUUCAAUAAAUUGAGUUCCUUCAC
This is a messenger RNA of Ixodes scapularis (black-legged tick), 3791 nucleotides long. Its product is annotated as ATP-dependent DNA/RNA helicase DHX36. NCBI's taxonomy places the organism in Eukaryota, Metazoa, Arthropoda, Arachnida, Ixodida, Ixodidae. The transcript is spliced from 25 exons. Bases 109 to 3081 code for a protein of 990 amino acids. Gene Ontology annotation, cellular component: cytoplasm; nucleus; intracellular anatomical structure. The record is from RefSeq and is a predicted model, not a curated record. Gene Ontology annotation, molecular function: ATP binding; DNA helicase activity; G-quadruplex RNA binding.